This is a messenger RNA of Zygosaccharomyces rouxii, 2760 nucleotides long. RefSeq names its product mRNA-binding protein PUF3 (gene PUF3). Gene Ontology annotation, biological process: nuclear-transcribed mRNA catabolic process, deadenylation-dependent decay. The record is from RefSeq and is a predicted model, not a curated record. Gene Ontology annotation, molecular function: mRNA 3'-UTR binding. The transcript has a single exon. Bases 1 to 2760 code for a protein of 919 amino acids. NCBI's taxonomy places the organism in Eukaryota, Fungi, Ascomycota, Saccharomycetes, Saccharomycetales, Saccharomycetaceae. Gene Ontology annotation, cellular component: cytoplasm.
AUGUCAGUAAUGUCAAACGUGGAUCCGUGGUUUGGUACAAGGAUAGACGAUGAUGGUGACAACCAUUUGAAGAGCAACAGUGGUAAUAUGGACGCAGAAUUAGCUUCCAUUGUGUCUUCACUAAGUGCGCUUUCGAAUCCAACUCACAACAACAAUAGCAACAAUAGUAAUAAUAAUAAUAAUAAUACCAGUGGAGUUUCAGAACGUCGUGGUAGUGCUCAAUUAGGUGGAUUUAGAAGACCAAGUCUUGGCUAUACCGCAGCUACUGCAACGGCAAGCCCAGUGGGUGCACCUGCGACCACUGCUACGAAUCCCUCUGUAGCAGCAGCAGCAGCUGCUGCUGCUGCUGCAGGCGGUUCUGCAGCUACUACUAGCGAUCAGGAUUUACUGAUGUACUCGACAAUGGGUGCUGCUGGAGUUCCGGAAGACGCAGCUUCGAGUCAGUCUAGUUCGCCGAUUGUAACGAGAAGAACUGCGCUUUCUGUGGGGACAGCCCCUCCAUACAAUUCAAGUUAUCAUCAACAUCGUCUUCAUCAUGAUGAAACUACAUCACUUUCCGGUCAACAUUUUUUUGGUAACAAUAAUAGAAUGAAUUUCAUGGGACAUUAUUCAGCUUCCAUUGCAGGCCCUAUAUUGUUUAACCACAAUGAUGGCAAUGGUAGUAGUAGUAAUAGUGGUGGUGGAUUUUUCGAAAAAUUUGGUAAAUCCCUCAUUGAAGGUACAAAGGAAUUAGAGAGCGGAUCAGAUAAUGCCACUGAUGUUCCAACAGUUCCACAACCAAAUGGUUACGAAAAUUCGGUUGCAGAUAGUCAGAAAAAUUUAGUUUCGCCAUUACAGGGUAUUAGACGUACUUCAGUGACUUCAAACUCAACAGCAUCAGAAUCUUUGGAACAGUUUACCGAUGUGAAUAAUAAAUCUAAGAAGAAUAUAUGGAAUGUGGCUAGUGCCCCCAUCUUUAAACCAGAUACAAAUAUUAGCGACCAAUUUUUAAUUCCACCACAACAAGAACAACAACAUCAGCAGCAACAGCAACAGCAACAACAACAGCAGCAAACAUCUCCGAACCCUUCUCCGUUCACAGCACCUUUUCUGCCACAAUUCUUACCUUCAACAAUUUCACCUCCGCCAAUACCCCCUCCAUCCUUGUCUUCAGCGGCUACACCUCCACCCGAGGCUUCUUUGUUACAAAAUCCUUACUUGUACUUGGGCAAUGAUUUGUAUCCUGGUAUGUCUGCACCACCACCACCACUGGCGCAAGAUCAACCAGUUAAUACUUUGCAUCCAGUGGUAAGUCCAAAUUCAACUGCAACCGCGCAAGGAACGAGACCACCAGUGGGCGCACCGUUGGGGAAACGUAAUGUUCAAGGUAAAAAUCCAUCGAAAAAGCACCAAGCAAAUCCCUAUUUGGAUAGCGCGAAUAACCCACCAACAAAUACUACUAGUAGUCGAAACAUUGGUACAUUACCCAAUCCCUUCCAUAGUAAGACAAAUUCCAAUAAUGGUAAUAAUAAUCAUAAUGGUAAUAAUAAUAAUAACAAUAAUGGUGGUGGUGCCAAUAACAACAAGAGGAAAAACAAUGGUUCCAAUAAGGUGAAUUCACCACUGCCAACUAAUUCUAAAUUGAAAAAUGGUCCUAAUAGUGGUAAAUGGUCAAACUAUUAUACUGUAAGAUCACCAGUUUUAGAUGAGUUUAGAUCUAAUCCAACUGAUAAGACUUACAAGAUAAAAGAUAUCGUUGGAUAUGUAUUAGAGUUUUGUCAAGACCAACAUGGUUCUAGAUUCAUCCAGUAUGAAUUGGCAUCAGCAUCGCCAUCUGAAAGGGAAGUUAUCUUCAAUGAAAUCAGAGAUCAAGCUGUGGAAUUAUCUGAUGAUGUCUUUGGUAAUUAUGUCAUUCAAAAAUUUUUCGAAUUUGGAUCUAAGACUCAAAGGGAUAUCCUUGUUAAUCAAUUUAAAGGAAAAAUGCAAGAAUUAUCGAUGCAAAUGUAUGCAUGUCGUGUAAUUCAAAGGGCAUUAGAAUUUAUCGAAUUAGAGCAAAGAAUCGACCUCGUUCAAGAAUUAUCCACAUGCGUUUUAGAAAUGAUCAAAGAUCAAAACGGUAAUCAUGUGAUCCAAAAAGCUAUUGAAAGUAUACCUAUGACUGAAUUACCAUUUAUAUUGAAUUCACUUGAUGGUCAAAUAUACCACUUAUCGACCCAUGCAUACGGUUGUCGUGUAAUUCAAAGAUUACUGGAAUUUGGUUCCGAAAAUGAUCAAACUAGAAUUUUCCGUGAAAUUAAGGAUUUCAUACCAUUUUUGAUUCAAGACCAGUACGGUAACUAUGUGAUUCAACAUGUUUUACAACAAGAUGGCAGUAACUGUCUAAGGGAAAUGGCAGAAACAAAGCAAGAUAUUGUUAACAUCGUAUCGCAAACUGUAGUGGAAUUUUCUAAGCAUAAAUUUGCCUCAAACGUUGUGGAGAAGGCUAUUCUUUAUGGUACAAGAGAUCAAAGAAGACUGAUCAUGUCCAAGGUAAUGCCAUCUGACGAAUCCAGUGCUGCUAACUUGGAGGAAAAUGCUCCCCUGGUUCUCAUGAUGCGUGAUCAAUUUGCCAAUUAUGUUGUACAAAAAUUAGUUGGUGUUUCAGAGGGCGAAGAUAAACGACUGAUUGUAGUAGCCAUUAAAUCCUAUUUGGAAAAAUUGAAUAAAUCAGAUGCUGUGGGUAACAGAAAUUUGGCUAGCGUUGAGAAGUUAGCAUCACUAGUGGAAAGCAUCACCAUUUGA